Toxotes jaculatrix (banded archerfish) is the source of this 4392-nucleotide messenger RNA. Its product is annotated as protein crumbs homolog 1-like. The coding region runs from base 1 to 4392 and encodes 1463 amino acids. The record is from RefSeq and is a predicted model, not a curated record. Gene Ontology annotation, cellular component: plasma membrane; protein-containing complex. Lineage: Eukaryota; Metazoa; Chordata; Actinopteri; Toxotidae. Gene Ontology annotation, biological process: establishment or maintenance of epithelial cell apical/basal polarity; heterophilic cell-cell adhesion. The transcript is spliced from 13 exons. Gene Ontology annotation, molecular function: calcium ion binding.
AUGGAGUUUGGAAGAGUUUGGUCCAGAUAUCAGAGGACGGUGCUGAUCACCAUGAUGAUGUUCAAACUGGGUGUUCUGUGCACAGUGGCAGCAGACAAGUGUCUCUCAUCUCCCUGCAACAAUGGUGGCACAUGUCUUGACCACCUGGGCGACUACGUGUGCUUGUGCCCCAAAGGACCAGUGUGGUACAUGGGCAAAAACUGCGAUGAGCUGUAUGAUGCCUGUAUCACGGCAACUUGUGCCAACUGUACCAGUGAACCUGGGACUAAUGAGUUCACCUGCCACUGCCCAGACGGCUUCACAGGACUCAACUGUACCCAGGAUGUAGAUGAAUGUCACAGCAACCCCUGCAAUGAUGUCAAGUCCUACUGUGUCAACGGGAUCAAUGGAUAUUCCUGCCACUGUCCCAUUGGAUUAGGAGGGGGCGACUGCCAGGAGAAUGUGACCACUUGUUCAGAGGAAACAUGCCAGAAUGGCGGCACCUGUAUGGACAUCCCGGACUCUGGGCACCAGUGCCAGUGUGCUGCUGGGUACCAGGGGACGAACUGUGAGGAGAACAUCGAUGAGUGCCGGUCUGAGCCCUGUCAGAAUGGAGCCAUCUGUAAAGACGGGGUCAACGCCUACCAGUGUUUCUGUGUGCCUGGAUUUCAAGGCUACCACUGUGAUUUGGAUAUCAAUGAGUGUGCGUCCCGACCCUGUCAAAACAACGGCACAUGUCUGGACGAAGUGGAUCAUUAUAAAUGUGAAUGUGCGCCAGGCUUCAAAGGGAUUAACUGCGAGGUGGAGAUCGAUGAGUGCGAGGCACAGCCCUGCCAGAACGGCGCCACCUGCCGAGAUUACGUUACCGCAUACAGGUGUGAGUGCAUGGCCGGCUUCCAGGGCCGAGACUGCGAGGUCAACAUUGAUGAAUGUGCCAGCGUGCCCUGUCUGAAUGAGGGCAAGUGCAUAGAUGGGGUCAACAGCUAUGAAUGUGACUGUGAGGGGACAGGCUUCGUAGGCGACCACUGUGAAGAUGAUAUUCCUGAAUGUGCUUCUGACCCCUGUCAGCAUGGGGCUACGUGCUUGGAGGGAGUCAACCAGUACACGUGUGUUUGCUGGCCAGGUUACGUGGGUGACAACUGCCAGGUGGAUAUAAACGAGUGUGAUCAGCAUCCCUGUGAGAAUGGUGGCGAGUGUUUCCAGCGAUCAGAUUCCAAGAACUACGGGACACUGCCUGAACUCAGCACGGCCAAUUUCACAUAUGAAGGGGCAGCAGGCUUCAUCUGCCACUGUCUGCCAGGGUUCACCGGAGACAACUGCUCAGUCAACGUGGACGAGUGUGAGUCUGCUCCGUGUCAGAAUGAAGGACGUUGCCAGGAUCUGGUCAACUCUUAUCAAUGUGUGUGUCCUGACGGCUUCACAGGUGUACACUGUGAGGUGGACAUCAACGAGUGUGACAGCUAUCCCUGUCAGAAUGGCGCCACGUGCGAAGAUGCUGCCAACUCCUAUAGGUGUCACUGUCCAGUGCCAGAGCCUGGCCAGGAGCCAUGGGGUGGGCGAGACUGUGACGUCCGCCUGGUCGGCUGCCAACAGCACCGGUGUCAACAUGAAGCAGACUGCGUCCCCAUGCUGACUGGUGAUGGAGAGCACAGCUACACCUGCCUGUGUCCACCUGGCUGGACCGGAGAGCGCUGCAACACCUCAACCACCUUUUCCUUUAACUCCGAGGGCUACAUCCGCAUGCAGCUUCCUAUUUACAAAAACAGGACUAGGCGAGAGAGUGAUGCCCAUAACCACGGGCUCCACAUGCAGCUCCGAUUCAAGAGCACCCUGUCUGACAUGAUGCUGUACUACCGGGGAACCAUGGAGCGCUUUGUCACCUUGGAGCUUGUCGGUGGCUACCUCCAGGCCAGGGUGGAUUCAGGGAAGGUGCUGCAGGUCAUUUACCCUCACCUGGUUAAUGAUGGAGAAUGGCACCAGGUGACUGUGACCAUGGAUGAGUGGCUGGUUCUGACUGUAAAAGGACUUGGCUGUAAAGAAGGCUGCCAGGUGAAGAAUGAGGUUCACAACCAUCUGAUUUUCCUCCAGGCCAGCUCCUUUCAACAGCUGUAUGUAGGAGGGGCGCCGAAGGAAUAUUUAAACAAUACAUCCAGCGGUAAAGGGUUCAUUGGCUGUAUGGAAGACCUUCAUGUUGACCAUAAGCUGCUUCUGCCUCAGGACCUCAUGAGAGAAGAAAACCAGGGCUUGAUCCAGGGAUGCAUCAAAGAGGAGUGGUGUCAGGAGGACCCGUGCAUGCAACGCGGACAGUGUGUGGACAUGUGGGUUCGUGCCAGUUGUCAGUGUCACCGGCCCUACUAUGGAGAAAGCUGUGAGAAAGAGUACCCAUCUUGGACCUUCGGCCAUGAGAACACCACCAGCUACUCUGCCUUCAGUAUCUCGGAAACCCACGGAGACAAGUUCACCAUUUCUUUUUUAAUGCGCUCCCUCAAACACAACGGCCUGCUUCUGCAGCUCAGUCGAGAAGAACAGCCCUACCUGACAAUCUAUCUGAAGGAAGGCACUGUAGCUAUUUACAGCCCUCACACCACACUGCUGUCAGAGGCUAAGUUUGUCACUGAUGGCAAUAAUAAUUUGGUGACUAUUAAGUUGCACUAUGGCCAUGUGGUCUUCCCUAAAGCGGGUAACCAUCGUGCCUUAGGGAAUGUGAGUGUAGAGGCAGGGGAUGUGGUGUAUGUUGGAGGGCUCCCUGUAGGCAAGAGCAUGAGCGCCUGGGGUGGGAACUUCAAGGGCUGCCUGCAGGACAUUCGACUGGACCACAAGCAUCUGACCAAUGAGGAUCAUCCAGAGCAGGUGGAGGUUUACCAGGCAAGCACAGAGGAGAACGUGCUGCCAGGAUGCCAAAGUGACGACACAUGCAAGGAUGAGCCCUGUUUCAAUGGGGGACAGUGUCAGGUCACCUGGAAUGACUUCAAGUGUGACUGCUCCAGUAACUACUCAGGCCGGCUGUGUGAGACACGUCUGUGGUGCGUCGACAGCCCUUGUUUUGAUGGAGUGCGCUGUGUGGACCUACAGGAUGGCUAUGAGUGUUUAACUGAAGCCAUUUUUCAGGACAACUCUCUCCAAUACGUUGCUAACAGCUCUCUACUGAGCCCAGUAACCAACAUCUCCAUGGACAUACGGACGCGAGACGAGAAUGGAGUCUUGUUGCGGGCCGAAAGCAGAGCCGAAGUCUUCUGCCUGGGUCUGCUCAACUCCUCCCUGCUGGUCAAGCUGAACAGCGGUGCGAGUACACAGCUACUGGCCUUCACAAGUGACAGGACCAUCGCAGACGGAGUGUGGCACCACGUCCAGCUGACUAUGGUCGACCCCACAGAGUCAGUGUCCCGCUGGCGCCUUACAGUGGAUGGACAGAGAGUGGGUAGCAGCUUAGGUGUUGGGGGCAACCUCAACUUCCUCAAUGAGACUAAAAUCUGGCUGGCUGAGAAAUACACUGGAUGUUUAGGGGAGGUGAGAGUGGGUGGAGUCUACCUGCCACUCAUUAAUGUACCAGAUGCCCCCCAGGUGAGCCGGUUCUCCAGACUGGGUGGGCACGAGCCAAUCAUAGGAUGCCAAGGUGCACCAAUUUGUGAUUCCCAGCCCUGCCUCAACCAGGGUGUGUGUCAGGACCAGUUUUAUGAGUUUAACUGCAGCUGCAGCUCAGGAUGGGAGGGAAAGCUGUGUGACAUAGAGAUAAACGAGUGUUCUUCAGCUCCCUGUGUCUACGGUACGUGUAAAGACCUCCUGGCAGACUAUCAGUGUGACUGUGAGCCUGGAUACACAGGGAGGAGCUGUCAGGAGGAGCUGGAUAACUGUCUGGAGUUCAGCUGUGUGAAUGGAGGGACUUGCAUGGAAACGGUGGGAACGCACACAUGUUCGUGUCCUCCAGGCUACAUCGGCAAGCGCUGCCAGUGGCGUUACCCUCCAGUGGCAUGCGAUGCAAAAACAGAGUGUCUAAAUGGAGGGGUUUGUAUCGGAGGAGACGCUGGAGGAAACUGCACCUGUAAGCCUGGAUACACUGGUGCCAGGUGCGAGACAGAAAUAGACGAGUGUGAGUCCAGCCCUUGUCUCAACGGUGCCACCUGUCUGGACAGACUCAACCACUUCCAGUGUGUGUGUGUGCCGGGCUUCAGCGGCACACAGUGUGAGAGAAACAGAGAGGAGCAUAAGGAGGGAGUUCCCUGGCUCGCAGUGACCAUCCCUCUGACCACCCUGUGCGUGCUGCUGGCCAUCCUGGUGGUGUUUUUCCUCAUCAUGACGGCCCGGAAGAAGCGUCAGUCGGAGGGCACGUACAGCCCCAGCUCACAGGAGGUAGCUGGCGCCAGGCUGGAGAUGGGCAGCGUCCUCAAAGUGCCCCCAGAGGAGAGGCUGAUCUGA